CUUCCGGUUCUUGGAAGCAGUGAAGUGUUCAUUUUGGAUCCGGAUGGUGAGAAUUUCGUUGUGAAGCAAGUAUACCGCUAUCUUCUGGAAACUCCGAUAAUUUUUGAGACUUUUGGAAUAUGGAAAGCAAAUGAAGGAGUUCUAGAGGAUCUUAGGAGCACAUCAAUCACAUCCAGAAGGCGUCAGAAUACCCAGAGAGCUCUUUUAAAAGCUAGCAUGGUGAUUACUCACAACGAUACCAUCAAUCAUUUAUCCGACUAUAGAGACAAGCACAUUGAUACGAUCACAAAGGUCAACUACAUCCUGACCAAUCACUUGAUUGACUACGUGAAUGCAACUGUUGAGUACUCAAUUGUAUCAACAUGGGGAUACUUCAAUGGAAGCGCUUGGGAUGGGAUGAUUGGGGAAUUGGAUAGGAAUCUGGCUCAUUUGGGAGCAUCUCCCCUUUUCUACACAAUUGAUCGGAUUCCAGUGAUUCAGUACAUUGCAAUGACAACUCCCACGCGUUCUAAAUUCGUCUUUCGCUCCCCAAAACUCUCCUUCACGGACAAUGUCUUUAUCUUGCCCUUUGAAACCCUGGUAUGGUAUUCUUUGAUCGGUUUAAUGGUCAUUCUCAUUCUCUUCCUUACCCUGGCCACGGCUAUUGAGUGGAGAGCUGCACCCUCGCGUCCCCAGGACAAUUUGACUCUCCGUCCACAAAUUACAGAAGCUUUCAUCCUGGUUUUUGGAGCUAGUUGCCAGCAAGGCUGUGCCCAAACCCCUCGUGGAUUCUCCACCAAAUGCAUAACUCUCCUGACAUUUGUCGCCCUCAUGUUCCUCUAUACCAGUUACUCAGCCAAUAUUGUUGCUCUCCUACAAUCUCCCUCCACAAAGAUCAAGACACUAUCCGAUCUCCUGGCAUCUCGAUUAAAAUUCGGCGUAGAUGAUACGGUUUUCAAUCGGUACUACUUCACCCAUCAAACUGAACCCACGAGAAAAGCCAUUUACGAGCAAAAAAUCCUCCAAAAAGGAACAAAUCCUGCAUUUAUGCCUCUUGAAAAGGGAGUCAGCCUCCUCCGGGGUGGACUCUUUGCCUUUCACAUGGAAACAGGAGUUGGAUACAAGGUGGUUACAGAAACAUUCUUCGAGAACGAGAAAUGCGACCUACAGGAAAUUCAAUUUUACGAGCUUAUCGAUCCCUGGUAUGCCAUCCAGAAGAACUCCUCCUUCAAGGAGGUCUUCAAGAUUGGACUUUUCCGGAUGCAGGAGCACGGACUGCAAGAGCGCGAGAAUUCAUUGUUGUACACUAAAAAACCCCGAUGCCAGGGAGUGGGUGGGAAUUUCAUCACCGUGAGCCUUGUGGACAUUCAACCGGCAAUGUUAAUCCUCGCAUGGGGAAUAGUGAUUAGUCUAGGAGUUUUUGGCAUAGAAUUCGGCUUAGAAAAGCUCACUAAAAAGCUUAAGAUUUCAAUGAAAUGUUGCAAAAAGUAAUAAGUUUUUAAAUAAUUGUUUUAAUUUAAUGGAAAAAUACCAGUUCAAAAUACAUGAUUUUCUUCAAGACGAGAAGGAAGAUUUCUCUGAAGAUCACUUACCAAUCGCUGAUUUCAGUGAUUGUGGCUUUUCAGAAAAUCUUUGCGCGUUAUAAUUCCCACAACUUCAUUAUUAACACUGACAACUGGCAAAUGACGAAGCCCCAGAGCACGGAAUAGUUGAAAAAUCCUAGGCACUGAAGUAUCCUGUGAAAAUGUAAAGAAAAAU
Messenger RNA from Phlebotomus papatasi, 1737 nucleotides. RefSeq names its product ionotropic receptor 75a-like. Lineage: Eukaryota; Metazoa; Arthropoda; Insecta; Diptera; Psychodidae. The transcript is spliced from 2 exons. The record is from RefSeq and is a predicted model, not a curated record. Gene Ontology annotation, cellular component: membrane. Gene Ontology annotation, molecular function: ligand-gated monoatomic ion channel activity. Bases 217 to 1470 code for a protein of 417 amino acids.